This is a messenger RNA of Prosopis cineraria, 1685 nucleotides long. Its product is annotated as cystinosin homolog. NCBI's taxonomy places the organism in Eukaryota, Viridiplantae, Streptophyta, Magnoliopsida, Fabales, Fabaceae. Gene Ontology annotation, biological process: L-cystine transport. Bases 247 to 1083 code for a protein of 278 amino acids. Gene Ontology annotation, cellular component: vacuolar membrane. The transcript is spliced from 8 exons. Gene Ontology annotation, molecular function: L-cystine transmembrane transporter activity. The record is from RefSeq and is a predicted model, not a curated record.
UUAAAAUGGGGUCAUCGUCUUCUUUCUUUGGUGACUCCGACUGAUAGGCGUUUAGUGGAGUUUGCCGAAGGCCCUUGUUUUUCUUUGUCAGUGCCAACUGCCAAGCAAGGCAUUCAACACAUACAUAAAUAGGAGAGCAAGCCGUGCACGUGAGCACCAAGUCCUGAGCUGGGUCGACGGAGAUUUAUACCUGAGACAUUCUUCCGCUUCUUCUCCGGCGAGGAGGGGGAAAGAGCAGCGCCGGACAUGGCUUCCUGGAAUUCAGGUCCGCUGGAAGUCGCAUACCAAUUCCUGGGUUGGUUCGCUUUCGCCUGUUGGUCGAUCAGUUUCUACCCUCAAGUCAUCCUGAAUUUUCGCAGGAAAAGUGUUGUGGGGCUCAACUUUGAUUUCGCCUUGUUGAAUCUGACGAAGCACUCUUCCUAUCUCAUCUACAACGCCUGUGUGUACUUCAGUUCUGCUGUUCAGAAGCAGUAUUUUGAGGAAUACGGUUCUGGAGAGAUGAUACCUGUGGCGGCAAAUGAUGUUGCUUUCUCUGCCCAUGCUGUGGUACUCACCGCACUUACCUUGUUUCAAAUUGUGAUCUAUGAACGUGGAACUCAGAAAAUCUCCAAACUUGCCAUUGGAAUUGUCUCUGCGGUAUGGCUUAGUGCUGCAAUUUGCUCCUUCAUAGCUUUGCCGGCACACUCCUGGCUUUGGCUCGUCUCCCUCUUCAACACAAUUCAAAUAUGUAUGACAAUCAUAAAAUAUGUUCCUCAGGCAACCAUGAACUUCAUGAGAAAAAGUACUGACGGCUUCAGCAUCGGCAACAUUCUGCUUGAUUUUUCUGGAGGCAUAUCAAACUAUGGACAGAUGGUUGUGCAGUCCAUUGAUCAAGGUUCUUGGGUCAACUUCUAUGGGAAUGUAGGAAAACUGAUGCUGUCUUUGGUGAGUGUAUCCUUUGACAUAUUUUUCAUAUGUCAACAUUACGUGUUUUAUCCUGCCAAGAAAACUUUUAAAUCAGUGGCUUCUGUGGAACCCGAAGAUGAAAUCAAAGAGCAUCUUGUGCAAUGUUAUGGUGAUCCAGCAGCGACAGAGAACGUGUAAAGCGUGAUUUACUUGAUAAUGAUCGUAUAGGCCUUCCUUGGAUGAGUUUUUAAAUUCCACACCGAAGGAGAGAACCAUACAUUUUGGUCUCCUCUUAAGAAUGAACGUUGUGGCCUGUGGACAUAUUUGUUCCCUGUUAAGUUUUUAUAUAUAUAUAUAUAUAUAUAUAUUUUUUUUUUUUUUUGGGUUCCUUUUUGCUGGCCAAUGAAACAAACAAUGUCAAAUACUAUGAGGUUUGUAAAGUGAAGGUGGCAGUGAUUGAAGGAGGUCCUGGCAUGCACACAAUUCCAUGGGGAGUAUAAAUUUGGUCCCUGCCUCUGCCCUGUCCCCAUCCAUUUGUUUAUUCUCUCUGUUUUUUUUUUUUUUUGGGCCAAUUUUGGUUUAUUCUCUCUAAGUGUAAUGCUUCUUCUAAGACAAUGACAUGAUCAAUGUCGGUUUCCCUUAAUGGCCUUUUUAUGGUUUGUUUGUAAGAGUCUUAUUUUUAAUAAUAUUUGCCUUCAUUAAAAAAAAUAAAAAAAUCAGAGAGAGAGACAUGAUCAAUGUCUUUAUCAUUCAUGUAUUAAAUGAAGACUCUAUCUUUAUUGAUUAAUACUCGUUUUUAA